AUCAAACUUGUGUUAUCAUUUCAAAACAACCUUCACGGAAUUUUAAGACAACAGUUUUAUUCCAGACGUGCUGUCAUCAAGUCGGGUCAAAAAAUGAAAAUUGUGCUUAUCUGUGUCUUAAUCGGUCUUGUUGUUGCAAAACAGCAAAAACAAGACACUUUGGAUGAAGAAAAGGAGAAGAUGAAGAAAUGGACACAGGAGUGCAUCCAAGAAAGCGGCGUCACGAGUGAAAUUCUUCAACAGUUGAGGAAUCAGAAGAGAGUUGAAGACCCGAAAUUAAAAGAGUACACAUUUUGUACUUUCAAGAAGAACGGUUUUAUGAACGAAGAUGGGAAAUUGCAAUACGAUGUCAUCAAGUCAACUUUGAUGAAAGUCAGUGGAAGCGAAGAGGAGGCUAAUAAAGUGGUCAAGGACUGCGUUGUGGAAAAGAGCACUCCACAGGACACGGCUUUUGAAACUGUAGAUUGUUGGUAUCGGUACAAGAAGAAUUAAUUUUUCAAAGUUGAAAUAAAAGCAAGUGUGUAA
This is a messenger RNA of Tribolium castaneum (red flour beetle), 525 nucleotides long. RefSeq lists its product as uncharacterized. Gene Ontology annotation, biological process: sensory perception of smell. The coding region runs from base 94 to 492 and encodes 132 amino acids. The record is from RefSeq and is a predicted model, not a curated record. Gene Ontology annotation, molecular function: odorant binding. The transcript has 2 exons. Lineage: Eukaryota; Metazoa; Arthropoda; Insecta; Coleoptera; Tenebrionidae.